This is a messenger RNA of Trichoderma harzianum CBS 226.95, 736 nucleotides long. RefSeq lists its product as hypothetical. The transcript has a single exon. Lineage: Eukaryota; Fungi; Ascomycota; Sordariomycetes; Hypocreales; Hypocreaceae. Bases 100 to 342 code for a protein of 80 amino acids. The record is from RefSeq and is a predicted model, not a curated record.
UAUUUGACUUGGCUUGGCGAUUGCUCAUCACCGAGUAUACUUGAUACGGAGUAUUGCUACCUUGGUGGUAUUGCACUGGCGAAUCCCCCCUUGGAAAAUAUGCGCAUUGCCGGCCACGUCCACUGCCGGAAUUUCGGCUCCGUAGCAAUUACGCAGCACUGCCGCUGCGGCCGAGUUCAUGUACGAAGGCUUCAUGUAGCCGGUCUUCUUUUUGUUCUUCGCCCUCUCAUUAUGAUGCUUCAUACCGCCAGAGGGGCUGUGGCAUAUACGAAGUACUGUGCAUACAGGCAGAGGAUUCCGUGCCAAUGGUCAAGGCCAGAGAUCAUCCAUCCUCCACACUAGGAUGGAGACGCACCACCUCCGUGAGGCGUUUCAGGCCGUUUGUCCCAAGCAGCUCAGUCUCAUGGGGGUCGAAACCUGGAGUGCCGGGGGGCGCGGCAUACUGGCAACUAGCAGGUUCCGUGAAAUUGCACUUGCGGCCAACCAUGUCUCCCCAUGCACCCGUAUACUGCUGAUACACUUACACCCUUUCCAAGGCCUACCUUGCUAAAAUGAAAAUGACGCGCCUUAACUCUUGUGUCCAUCCGUAUUGUCAUUUUCCCCCCUACCACUAUUUUUUCGCGUACCGAUUUGCAUGCUCUCUCGCCGCACACUCUCUUCUCUCUUCAUUUUCAAUCUCUAAUCAUCGAGCCUCAAGAGGCCCGUAUGUAAGCAGUGGAGCGACUACUCUCGUUUG